UGAUCGAGGAGGGACCAUACCAGGGCGGCGAGGAAAUCCAGGUAGCGGAACUACACCCUGGUUUGGUCAUGCACUAAUAGCUGCAACAUAAAAUAUUUCCAGCGCUGGCCAAUGUUGUGUAUCUGACGAGCAGUAGAAUAGUACCACCGCACUACUACGGUCCGGAGGUGCUGCGUGAACAAAGUAGUUACUUUACAGCUUUACGCAGUUGAGGCUGGGUGACAAUUCGCAUUUCGGUUAUGUGAGCUCAGCUGCUGGUUCUGUUUGUGCAGUAACGGCUACAUUCCGAUCAGCAGUGUGGGUUUUCUUCAGAAAACAAACAGACUCGGAAGGAGCUCGUUGUGGCUCCGACCGACACCAUAGGGCUAGGUGCGGACAGGAAGAGAAAUCAUGACCGAAAACGAGUACGCGUUCCCCUCGGCUCGCAACCACCGUGAGUUGACGUCGUUGUGGAAAGAUUUGGAGACGGAGCAACCUAUAAAUAUCAUCGUGGUGGGUAAAACUGGAGAAGGGAAAUCCACGCUGAUCAACAGUCUGGUGGGGAAAACCGUGGCCAAUGUGGACAAGUCUAGUUUCGCUGGCUGCACUAAGGGUAUCCAUCCCGUGAUGGGAACGUUUGGCGGAGUUCACGUGACACUCUGGGACACGCAGGGUUGCCGCGAUGGCGCGCAGUCCGAGACGACCGUGUACGCACAGCUCCUGUCCCGGGUCGGUCCCCGUCGUGUCCACGGCGUUCUGGUCUGCGUGUCUAUGAUGUCAUCGCGUAUCUCCAAGGAUACCAUAGUGACUCUGCAGCUGGUCAACGAGGCAUUCGGGAUGGGUGUAUGGCAGCAGUGUGUCAUCGUGUUGACCAUGGCCAAUCGCCUGGUCUCGGUCUGCGAAGAUGCGAAUGGCUACAUCCAACCGUCGGGCCCCUGGUCGAGCUUCCAGCAGGGAUUUGACGAGUACAUUCGUAAGCUGCGGGAAAUACUCGUCGAUCGUGUUCACGUGAGUCCGGCUACCGUGCACGCGCUUCCCUUUGCAGCGGCCGGUGGCAGAAUGUCAGCCGCACUGCCUGGCAUACAGGACUGGCGCUGGACGGUGUGGAAGGUGGUGCGGGACCAAGCCAGGAGGUACCAUAGACUCUGUGAAACUGCUGCUGCCAGUGCUGUUGUGAGCGGCAAUGAGAUGCCCGGUUUCACUGGCCUCAUACCCGGUUGUCCCGUGCCGCCGUUCCCAGAGCCGUCGCCCAUGCCAACGCAUCACAGCUCGCAUCUGUGUUGCUAUAGCAACGACGCCGGGCUAGUCCGCGUACUUGUCAUCGGUGGACCGGGCAGUGGCAAGUCGUGUCUGGCGAGUACGCUGGAAUGCAAUGCGGUGGCCGCCAGUCAAGGAACUCUGGUGGACGCACCGCUGCUAACCAGCCGUACCGUCAACGAUUUGCUGGCGCAGUGCCCGUUUCACAGUGUGAUUGUGUGCGUGCCUUUGCCAAGUCUUACCGCCCACCUGGGAGAGACGGUCGAGGUACUUCGCAUUCUCCUCAAGCUCUUUGGCCCGGCAAUGUGGAGGAAGCUUGUCUUUGCCUUGACGUUUGCCAACAUCGCAAGCGAAGCAGUCAGCAAGCAACGGCGGCUGGGUUUCUACUGCAAGUUGUUGGAGCAAGCGAACACGCUCAUCAACAAACAGGUCCAAUCCCUUACUGGCAAAGAUAUGGGCACUCUAAAAUUGCCAGUCGGCCGGCAUCGGGUGGGUUUCAACAGUUUAAAACUGCCAGACACACGUGACUCGUCGCUGCGCCUGUGGAAUGCCUGUGUGCAGCUGGCGAAGAAGCCCACCUGAAUUUGUUCCACACUUGCUGUGUUCCUUGCACCCUGUGUGCUCACAUUGUUACAACUUGCACACUCAAUGAAUCAUAUACGACAAGUGGUGGUAUGCUGCUGGUCCGAGGGCCAAAAUUGAAAUCGGAUCGAGCUGGUAGCGUAUUGACUUGACUCUGAAUGCAUACCGGUAAAUCCAGCAACACAAGCUAUACAAAUAAACUUUUUUUCACUGGAUAUGAUGAGACUGACAGUGGUAACACGAUCCUAGAAGUUGACAUUGUGUGGUUAGAUCGUGUUCGUAAGCUGCGAUGACCAUCAACCGCUACUACAUCUAACAAAACCUUACAGACCCACAUGCUGAACAAGUGCUAGCUUUCUAUCUUUGUGCAGAUGCAAAGCCGGAGGUGGAUUAGGCGUGCUGAUAAUCUAGCCAGCUGUGAUUUAACUCAUCCCACAUGGAUUUGCUGUCGACGCAUGCAGCACUUGAUUGAAAACAGGACAUUUGACAGAUAUUUACCGCCCUUUUCUCCCGAGAAACGAU
Sycon ciliatum is the source of this 2340-nucleotide messenger RNA. RefSeq lists its product as uncharacterized. The transcript has a single exon. The record is from RefSeq and is a predicted model, not a curated record. Gene Ontology annotation, molecular function: GTP binding. The coding region runs from base 391 to 1818 and encodes 475 amino acids. NCBI's taxonomy places the organism in Eukaryota, Metazoa, Porifera, Calcarea, Leucosolenida, Sycettidae.